GCGUCUGGGCCAGGCGGGGCCGGGGUCACCCUGAGCUGUGGACAGCGCCGCGAUGCUGAGCAGGUUCCUGGGUCCGCGCUACCGCCAGCUGGCCUCGAACUGGAUUCCCACGGUGAGCAUGUGGGGCGCCGUGGGCACCGUGGGGCUGGUGUGGGCCACUGACUGGCGGCUGAUUCUGGACUGGGUGCCCUACAUCAACGGCAAGUUUAAGAAGGACGAUUAAUUCCGCUGACCCUCGGUGAAGCCUUCUGGUAUCUGGUGGUGCCAGCUCCUUCCAUCUGCGUCUGGAACAACCCAAGCCCUCAGGAUAGACUGCGAGGAAAUCCACAGCGCGACUUAGGACUUGCUGUGUUUCUGGAAACAGCUCUGAUGUUUGAAUGCACACAGCAUUAAACCUCGCUCUGAAACCUGCCCUGCCUGGAUGUCGUCAUGCUGGAGACUUGGUUACCUUGACUGCAGCCCCGGUGGCUCGGGUGACCGGGGGGUCCUUUCAGCUCCAAACUUUUGCAAAUCUAGGAGUUUCCCAGUGGCUGUCAGAAAUUGAUUAUUUAAGAUGUUUAAUGGGUAA
Messenger RNA from Diceros bicornis minor, 568 nucleotides. RefSeq names its product cytochrome b-c1 complex subunit 10. Gene Ontology annotation, biological process: mitochondrial electron transport, ubiquinol to cytochrome c. The coding region runs from base 53 to 223 and encodes 56 amino acids. The transcript is spliced from 3 exons. The record is from RefSeq and is a predicted model, not a curated record. Gene Ontology annotation, cellular component: mitochondrial inner membrane. Lineage: Eukaryota; Metazoa; Chordata; Mammalia; Perissodactyla; Rhinocerotidae.